AAAAAAAAGUUAUGAUAACUGGUACAAUUUUAACAAAUUGCCACCUGGGGAAAUGGCUUAUCCUUCGAAACUACAACUGUCUUUGAACCCCAACACCAAAGAGGCGUAUGUCGUGUUUUCCGACACACCGACCUCUAGACUAGACGCCAAGGCCGCUCGCGGUCUGGACACCGUGGCGGCGGUGGCCGGGCUCACAUCCUCCGCUGCGCUCCUGUUCGUAUCGGGCGGACUCGCCGCUCCUCUUGUAGUGACCUCGCUGGUCACCGCCGGGUGGGGCACCACGCGGGCUGGCUAUCAGAUAGCGGAAAGAGCUGCGCACGGGGAAAGCGUCAACCCAUUGACUAACUCAGAUUCUCGGAUGUUAUGGCUGGGCGUGGCCGCCAGUCUCACCAGCUUCGGGGCGAUGGGAGCCUCCAUGAGACUGUCGUCUUUGGCGGCCCGUGGACGAGAAAUAUCUAACGCUUUCAAGAUGUUCACCGACAUCACUAACGGGGCGAAUGUCGCCAUUAGCGGGUUAGCGAUUAUAAACACUUCUAUUGUCAUGUAUCAACAUCGGGAUGAUUUAACGGCUGUAGAUGUUCUGAUGUACAGCGCCUCUGUAGCCUUUUGGUCGAAAGGGGUGUAUUCUUACAAAUCGGCGAAUACAAUAAUUAAAGAGUCUCAAAACUAUGCUUUCGCUCAUAUCAAUAAACAAUUGAACCAAGAUCAAGCUUCUGAAAUGAACCAAGUCCGUAGUAGGUUCGGCGAUGAUCCCGCCUUACUGAGGAGAUUUGCCGCGGCCAUGGAAAAAAAUAUUAGCGUUAGAGACUAUUCGCAAAUUUUAAUAGAGGGGAUGAAAUAUGCCGAUAUAGUGUCCAGUCUCAAUGACGAUCAGAUCAGAGCGUUCGAUAGUUUCCGGAACCAUCUCCGGGAUGAUAUUAAAUUAAUAAGCGGGAUAAGAAAAAUAUCUGAACAUUACAACAUAAAUCCAGGAGAAACCAUCGAAACCAUUAUCAAUCUGUGGCAGGGGUCCGGUGGUUCGUCUCAGAUAGUACCGAUAGCUUCCGACACGAUGCUCAAGGAUGGAACUUUGAUAUUAGGAAGAGCUCCGCCUAUUAAAAUAACAGACCUGCCCCAACUCUCGCCUCCGAUGAUCCGCUUCCUCGGCGAUCUGAGCCAGAUCGACGUAGCGGGCAGCGCCCAGUGGUCGACGUCGGUGCCUAUCUUACUGACCCUCCAGAACCGCGGGUUGUUUACGGUUUGCCCCGUCGUAAGAAUCAUUUCCGGCGGUAACGCUGUCGUGUCUCUCAACAACGUCCUGAAUAUCAGUAUCCAUAAAUUGUACUCCAUACCUAAUGAUGAUUGCAAAACGAUGCUUCAUUUGAUUGGUAACAUGUCACCUACAGUUUCCAGUAACCAAAUCACCAAAGAAGUGAAAACCCUGUGUGUAGUAAAAUAUAGAUUGCGGUUCGAAUGUCAGAGAAACGAAAGCGUCUCUUCGAUCGCUAAAAUUUUAAAAAGUCACAAGACAUUGCACGAUUUGGUCGAAUCAAAUCUACAAAGCCACGAAAAAGAUAGGUUAUAUACAUUUGCAAGCACGUUAUCUUUAAACAAAGCAGACCUUUACAUGGACGACAUGUUGAUCUUCGUUAACGAAAUGAAACCAGAAAGCGUCAGCGAACUGGUCGCCUACAGCGAGUUCGUCAUGAACACAAUACAAGCCGAAUGUGUCAUCAUUAAAACUGAGUUUAACGAUGGGAAAAUUGUACUUCCCGAGAGUACGAAACUCUCCGUUACGACUCGUGAAGAAGCAUGUCGACGGGUGUUCGGUGACCGCGCGCUUCUGGCCCAGAAGUAUACGGAGACGUUGAAAAUGGUGAGGGAAAACGGCAUGGUCGGUGUGACCCAGCUCGACAAGGGACUGAGCGACGACGAUCUCAUAGACGCCAUCAGGAGGAACGAGGUGAAGUUCGCCAGCGAGCCGAGCGCGGUGUAUCACAGCAAGAAACAUCCCACCGACCCUCCGCACGAGUACGUCAAGAAGGCCAACGCGACCAUCAACAACGGCAGCUGGCGGGUCACGCUCGCUCAGGACGGACAGGCGAGGCUGAUCUCCGUGGACGACGGACACUGGAAGGCCUUCCUCGUGGAGAGCGGGGGACGAGUCGUACUCGCCACCUACAUGCAAAACAAGUAGACACGCUCGCUGUGCGGAGUACAGACCCUAGCCAUGCUCUUGAGCUUCACUUAAUAAUACAUUUUUCGGCCGACCCGACUUCGUCCGAGUUCUUCCGCAUUUGGUUGUUGCUUUGUCCGAUAUUAAAACACAUGUAUCUUUUAUUCGUGUAUCUUUUUAUAAAUUUUCGUCAUUCACUUUUAAACUUUAUUAACAAAUAUA
This is a messenger RNA of Danaus plexippus (monarch butterfly), 2377 nucleotides long. RefSeq lists its product as uncharacterized. The record is from RefSeq and is a predicted model, not a curated record. Lineage: Eukaryota; Metazoa; Arthropoda; Insecta; Lepidoptera; Nymphalidae. The transcript is spliced from 2 exons. Bases 53 to 2176 code for a protein of 707 amino acids.